Messenger RNA from Periconia digitata, 693 nucleotides. The record is from the annotation of a GenBank genome assembly. NCBI's taxonomy places the organism in Eukaryota, Fungi, Ascomycota, Dothideomycetes, Pleosporales, Periconiaceae.
CUGUUUUGCCCCACACAAGCUUCACCCCGCACCUCUACACCAACCUCACAACUUAUGCGCAAACUAUUUGGCGUGUCCAACUGCAACACCGCCUCCAAACAGUCUCAUUGUAUGGACGCGUUUCGACUAUAUUCAUAUCAGUCAUCACAGAAGCCUUAUCACCCAACACGCCUGACCCAAUUCGCCAUGUCGGACAUCACCCUCGCCGACCUCUCCUAUACAACGCGCGAAGACCUCUCCAAAACAAUCCUAGAAUCCGACUCGGCCUCCCCUCUCCCCUCAAAUCUCGCUAUAGUGGAUGUACGCGACUCCGAUCACAUUGGCGGUCACAUCAAAGGGAGCACAUGGGUGCCCAGUAGCGAGCUCGAUUAUCGCACGGCUGAGCUUGUGCGGACCCUAAAGGACAAGGACACUGUCGUUUUCCACUGCGUGCUAUCGCAACAACGAGGGCCGAGCGCCGCCUUACGGUAUAUCAGGGAGAAGAGGAGGCUGGACCAAGCCUCCAAAACCGAGAGCAAAGGAGAAGUGAAAGAGGGAGACGAGUCUGCGAAGGAGGAAGGAGAGGGGCAAGAGAAGAAGGCACAGAAGGUCCUGGUUUUGGAAGGUGGAUUUAAUAAGUGGCAAGAAAAGUAUGGCCCGGAUGGACGUCUCACUGAGGCAUGGCAGAAGGACAUUUGGGAAUACGGAGCUUGA